Molecule: messenger RNA, 4134 nt
Organism: Penicillium brevicompactum
Lineage: Eukaryota; Fungi; Ascomycota; Eurotiomycetes; Eurotiales; Aspergillaceae
Exons: 3
Coding region: 1-4134 (1377 amino acids)
Biological process (GO): transmembrane transport
Cellular component (GO): membrane
Molecular function (GO): ABC-type transporter activity; ATP binding; ATP hydrolysis activity
Source: RefSeq, a predicted model, not a curated record
AUGGUCUCUGACUCGACAUCAGGUUGCGAAGAUCUUCCCAUAUACCGAUCCAACGGUCGCAGUCUCGGCAUCCUCUUUUCCAAUGUCACGGCGUUCGGCGUGGCUGGCGGCUCGCAAACGGUAGCCGACCUUCAGAGGAUUCUCACUGAUAUUCUGAUGUGGCCCGUGAAAAGUGCUUUCAACUUCUCAAACCGAAAGCAAGAGCCCUGUACCAUUGUGGAAAAUGUCGACGGCGUCCUGUUCCCUGGCGAAAUGAUGCUGGUCCUUGGUCGUCCAGGAGCCGGUUGCUCGACUAUUCUUCGUUUGCUCGCCAAUCAGCACCAAGCCUUCCAGUCGGUAGAGGGUUCAAUUCAGUACGCUGGAUUUUCGGCAAAGGAAAUGAAACAGCACUAUCGCUCUGAGGUCGUUUAUUGCUCGGAGGAUGACAUACAUUUCCCAAAUCUCAGCGUUCGCGACACCAUGGAUUUUGCAAUGCGGGUUCGAAAGCCAAACAGGGAUAAUGAGCCGGCGGCGAAGUUUUCGCAGCAAAUGUCUGACAGGGUGCUGGCGUCACUGGGUCUUUCCCACACAAAGGAUACCGUUGUGGGUGAUGCAUUUCUUCGUGGCGUUUCCGGGGGUGAAAGGAAGCGCAUCUCAUUAGCAGAGGUACUUGCUAUCAAUGCUUCUGUCAUGUCCUGGGAUAAUCCAAUCAGGGGGUUGGAUAGCCAUUCUGCUCUCAACUUGCUGGAGCUUCUCAGGGCUAUGGCGCAGAAGACAGGAAUGUCGAAUGCAGUGACCCUGUACCAGGCAUCGGAGGCAAUGUAUGACUUCUUUGAUCGAGUGAUGGUCAUGUACGAAGGAAAAAUGAUAUUUUGCGGACCCGCAAAUCGAGCCAGGGAAUAUUUCAUCGAGCUCGGGUUUCACUGUCGCCCACGCCAGACUACUGCUGACUUCCUCACUGCAAUCACAUCCCCCGGAGAACGCUCAUUCCAAGACACCUACAAGGGGCAACGCUUCGAGACAGCUGAGGCACUGGCUCGGGUGUUUCGCAGCAGCUCGGAUUAUCAUCAUCUCAAUCGCGAAAUGACGGUAUACAAAGAGCAAAUUGUCACAAACAAAACCAUCGCCGAAACUUUUCAGGAGGAAGUUUACAGAACGCGAUCUCGAUUUUCUCCCAGGUCCGCCACUGAAGUCUCAUCCAUCUGGACCCAGACUUUGGCCACCUUGCGUCGUCAAUACCAGCUCAUCGUGAGAGACUGGCACACCGUUUUGACAACAAUUAUUCUUACGGUUAUCAACUCUCUCAUUGUCUCCUCCGCCUAUUACAUGGCACCAAAAACAGCGACUGGGUCGUUUGAGCGCAGUGGCGCUCUUUUCUUUGCGUUGGUCUACUUCACCCUCAACGCCAUCACCGAAGUUCCCAAGACAAUUCAAAGCCGAGCCAUUUUGUCGAAGCAGCGCCAGAUGGGAUACGCCCAUCCCUUCUCCUUCGCGAUCUCACUCUUUUUCGCCGAGCUUCCCGUCAUGAUCGUACAAUCACUUGUUUUCUCGUGCUGCUACUAUUUCACCAUUGGGCUGGAGAACACGGCAGGAAGUUUUUGGAUCUUUGCGCUGGUUACUUUCACUCACUUCGCGAGCGUGUCUAACCUAUUCCGCAUGCUUGGGGCCUGGGCCCCAAACCUCAACAUUGGUCUGCUGAUGGCCGGGAGUGCGCUUCCAAUCGUCUGUCUAUACUCCGGUUACGCACCACCGGUGCCGACAAUGCACCGCUGGGGCUCAUGGAUAAGGCGAAUCUCCCCGAGCCCGUUUGCCAUGGAAGCCUUGAUGGGAAAUGAGUACGCCGAUAUCACUCUACACUGCUCCUCCGACCAACUGAUUCCACAUGGGGAUCAGUACAACGAGACACAGUACCAGGGAUGUCCUAUGGCCGGAGCCGAGAAAGGCUCCCAUUAUGUCCCCGGGAGAAUAUAUCUUACAAAUCAAUAUGGGUUUGAUGCUACCAACAUCUGGCGUGAUUUCGGUAUCGUGGUCGCCAUGUGGAUCAUUUACUUCAUUCUCACGGCGAUUGGACUAACUUGUAUGACUCGCGACACUGCUUCAUCGAAUUCUCGAGUCUUCCGACGUGGAGCCAAGACUAUCCUCGGCCCACAACACGCAGAGAUGGAUGUUGAAAAUCAAUCCCCAAAGCAUGCAACAUCACAGUCUCCUUCCUCGGCCACUUCAAUUUCUGAGAAGACUUUGGAAGUCGACUUCAAUUCUGCGACCCGCUCCUUUGUGUUUCAGAACAUCAAUUAUUUUGUGAACGUUGCCGGCAAAGAGCGUCAGUUGUUAAACAAUAUCACUGCAUAUGUCAGGCCCGGACAACUGACUGCUCUGAUGGGUGCCUCUGGUGCCGGAAAGUCCACACUCCUGGAGACUAUCUCCGGUCGCAAGACUGAGGGACGCACGGAAGGCCGCUUGCAAUUUGAUGGACGUGAUCUUGACAAUGGCUUUUCGCGAUCAUGCGGCUUCUGCAUGCAACAGGAUGUACAUGAGCCUUUAGCCACUGUAUAUGAGGCACUUGCGUUCUCAGCCUUCAUGCGACAGUCUGCAGAUACUCCGUCUGAGGACAAGAUUCAAGAGGUUGAUGACAUCAUUGAGCUGCUGGAGCUUGGUCCUAUCGCGCACGCCAUGGUUGGCUCGCUUGGAAUAGAAGAGAAGAAGCGUGUGACCAUCGGGGUUGAACUGUGCGCUCGUCCAUCAGCCCUUCUUUUCCUAGACGAGCCGACCUCUGGUCUUGACAGCCAGGCUGCUCAUUCAAUUGUCACGUUUCUUCGCAAGAUUGCAGCCCAGGGAAUCCCCAUCGUCUGUACAAUUCAUCAGCCCUCGAGUGUCAUCUUUGAGAUGUUUACUCAUGCUCUGAUUUUGGCUCCAGGCGGGAGAACCGUCUAUUUCGGCGAGACAGGCGAGCCGCUCAAUGGCUACUUCGCACGAAACAACGCUGCUAUGAGCCCAUCCGCAAACCCUGCUGAAUUUGUCAUUACAACCGUUGCUGCCUCUAACGCUGACACUUCAGCACCGAGCUGGCCACAGGUGUGGCAGGGCUCAUCUGAGUGCCAUGAUCUCCACGAGCGUGUCUCGCAGAUGAUGUCUGACCAGUCACCCUCCAUUGAUGAGAAACAGCAGAAUCAUCCAAAAAGUGCCCAACAAUUUGCAUUGCCUCUGUUCGGGCAGGUUCGUCAUUUGACCAAGCGUCAUUGGAUCUCAAUCUGGCGCAAUGGCUCUUACAACUUCAGCAAACUUUUCAAAAGUAUAUUUUUCCAGAUGAUCGUCGCUUUUACAUUUUUCAAAGCUGGUGGCGAUGUCAACGGCUUGCAAAAUCAUGCUCUUGCUCUCCUGAUUGGCUGUUGGGUUAUCCCGGCCAUUGCCGCAGAUGUGCAAGAUAUUUGGUUUCAAAAAUGGGCUCUUUUUGAAGCGCGGGAGAAGAACGGGAUUUACGACUUCAAGGCGCUACUUAUUGCUCUCAUCGCUGUUGAAACACCAUGGCAGAUCGUCAGCUUUACCUUGGUGUUCUUUUGCAGUUACUGGACUGUCGGAUAUACGAACACUCCCUCCGUUGCUGGCUUUGUUUACCUCAUGUAUCUGGUCAUGUCGUUGUUCGGAACCGGAUUCUGCUUCAUCAUGGCCUCCCUGUUUCCCAAUGCCACCAUGGCCGGGUAUGCGAACUCGCUUUUCUGGGUUAUCUUCAUGAUGUUCAAUGGUAUCGUUGCUCCCAAAUCACAGCUGAAUGAUUUUUAUCGGUAUUGGAUGACUUGGGCGGAUCCGAUGCGCUACUACUUUGGGGCCACUGUGUCCUCUGUCCUGCAUAACGUCAAAGCUGUUUGCAAACCUGAAGAUCUUGCGGUCUUCGACCCCCCUCCUGGUCAGACUUGUGGUGAAUAUGUGCAGGCAUACAUGGGUUCCAACCCAGGAUACCUGCAAAGCACCACCGAGACCUCUUCCUGCAAAUAUUGUCCCUACUCUGUGGGAGACGACUAUUCGCGUACUCUGGACUUUUAUUUCACAGAUCGUUGGAGAGACUUUGGCGUCUUUUUGGCCUUUUGCUUGUCUAAUUUCCUGAUAGUCUUCCUCGCAACCUGGGUUGGCCGCGUGGUGAUACGUCGCUGGCGAAAAUAG